This is a messenger RNA of Chrysochloris asiatica (Cape golden mole), 723 nucleotides long. RefSeq names its product leucine rich adaptor protein 1 (gene LURAP1). The transcript is spliced from 2 exons. Bases 1 to 723 code for a protein of 240 amino acids. The record is from RefSeq and is a predicted model, not a curated record. Gene Ontology annotation, biological process: positive regulation of cytokine production; positive regulation of canonical NF-kappaB signal transduction. Lineage: Eukaryota; Metazoa; Chordata; Mammalia; Afrosoricida; Chrysochloridae.
AUGGAGGGGACCGCGGAGUCCCAGACACCCGACCUGCGAGAUGUGGAGGGCAAGGUGGGCAGGAAGACCCCUGAAGGGCUGCUCCGUGGGCUUCGAGGCGAGAGGGAGCCGGGGACCGCUGGCGCCCUCCUUCUGCUCCCAGGGCCCCCUAACUCGGGCCAUGGCCUGGGGGACAAGAUCAUGGAGCUGAGAAUGGAGCUGGCUUACCUUCGAGCCAUCGAUGUGAAGAUCCUACAGCAGCUGGUGGCCUUAAAUGAGGGCAUUGAGACAGUUCGCUGGCUGUUGGAGGAGCGAGGGAUGUUGACCAGCCACUGCAGCAGCCUCACCAGCAGCCAAUAUAGUCUGACAGGUGGGAGCCCAGGCCGCUCAAGACGAGGUAGCUGGGACAGCUUGCCAGAUACCGGCACCACUGACCGCCUGGACAGUGUCUCCAUCGGAAGCUUCCUGGACACAGUGGCCCCCAACGAGCUGGAUGAGCAGGGCCCCCCUGGGGCUGCUCCACCUGAGAUGGACUGGGCAAGGGUGAUACCCACUGGGGAGAGGGUCAGGACUGAGGUGGACCUGACAGCCACCAAACUAGGGGGAUUGAGGGCUGGGUGGAAGUCCCCAAGGGAGGGGCUCCAAGGUGGAGUGCCUGAGCCACCAGAGGACGAGAGUGCCAAGCUGGGAUUUGAGGUCCACUGGUACUGGGGGCAGUGCCAGGAUGACGUGACCUUCUUGUAA